This is a messenger RNA of Solanum lycopersicum (tomato), 3472 nucleotides long. The record is from RefSeq and is a predicted model, not a curated record. NCBI's taxonomy places the organism in Eukaryota, Viridiplantae, Streptophyta, Magnoliopsida, Solanales, Solanaceae.
UUAUGUUAGUGUUAUGUGUUACUAUGUUGAUUUUGAAUAGGAUUUUUUUAUUGUUGUCUCAAGUUUGUUCUUUUCUGCCUUUACUCGUCGUUUCUCCCUUUAUUUCAUAAUACUUUUCAAUUUGUGUUAGUCAGAUAUGCCUUUAAUAUUGUUAGGUAUGAAAUAUUUUAUUGUAUGGUCCAUUUUUUUAGAUUUUAGGUAUUAUAUUAUAUAUUUUUGCGUAUGUAAAGUUUUACUUUGAAGCAUGUGGUCCCUAUUCCUUUACUCUUGGUAGAUUCCUCUGUUUUUUUAAAAUGUUUUGUUGUUGUCUAAUAUGGUCCUGUUCUUUUUUUUUUGUCUAUAAUGUCCUUUUGUUGAAGAAUGGUUGACAAGGUGGACCUAUUAUUCUAUUAUGGGGGCAAGUGGGUACUGACACCUAAUGUUAUUUACAUUAAAAAAUUCACUCAUGUUUGGAAGGAGUAUGAUCCAGAUUUAUUGUCAUAUAUAGACAUAUGUGAAGAGUUCCAUGAAAAGUUAGGAUUUAGUAAGGUCCAACAACUUCUACUCAAAGGACCUUCUCGGAGGUAUUAUUUGAUUGAGGGGGAUUCUGGCAUAAGAACAAUACAGACAACAAUGUAUAUUAAGUCUGGUGUACUUGAAUUGUUUGCUGUAGAUGAGGGGGAUGAUGUUCUUCCAGCUAUUGACAUCAGCCACAAUGAUGAACCAUACGUAGUCACAGUAGAUGUUGCUACUGAAGGUUAAUCAAGUGAGGAAGAAGAUGAUGAAAAUGAACCUAAUCUAGUCACAGUGAAUGAACCUAAUCUAGUCACAGUGAAUGCUGGAAUAGAUGUUGCAACUGAAGGUGAAUCAAGUGAGGAAGAAAAUGAUGAAAAUGAGCCUUAUCCAAGUGACUACAAUAGUGAAGAAUUGGAAUCUUUUAGUUUGGAAAAGAAAAGAGAAAUCAAUGAUCAACUUGAAAACUUUAAAUAGUUGGAAAAAGGUAUGAGUUUUAAGAACCUUGAUGAAGCUAAAAGGGUUGUAAGUUACUACUCAAUUGCUAGGAAGGUUGCCCUUAGAGUUGAUAAGAGUGACUCUGUUAGAGUUAGAUAUAAAUGUAUUGUUGGUUGUCCUUUUGUGUGUCUUAUUUCUGAAGUUAAGAAAGGGAAAGGAUUUGAAAUUAAGACUUUGCAAACAAAACAUACAUGUCCAGAAGCAUUCAAGAAUAGAAGAGCUACUCAACAAGCUCUAGCACACUACUUUAAGAAUAGGGUCCAAAAUGAUCCUAACUGCAAAGUGACUGAAAUGAGAAAGAUUGUAGAUGAUAACUUAAGCUUAAUAUUAGUUAUUCAAAAAUGAAGAUGGUUAAAAGACUUGUACUGGAAAAACUAGUUGGUAGCUAUGUUGAUGAUUUCAAUAAAUUAGAGGGUUAUGCUCAAGAGUUAAGGGACAAUAAUCUUGGUACUGAUGUAAUUAUAAACAUAUCCAAAGAGGCUUUGUUGGAACAUGGACAAAGAAAAUUUUUGAGAAUGUAUAUUGGUAUUCAGGCUUUGAAAAGUGGUUGGAGAGCUGGUUUGAGACCAUUUAUAGGGUUAGAUGACACCUUUUUAAGAGGCAAGUUCAAGGGAAUUUUAUUGGUCACAUUUGGUCAAGAUUCAAUUAAGCAUUUCUAUCCACUUGCUUGGGCAGUAGUGGAUAGAGAAACUAUUAGAACAUGGAAAUGGUUCAUUGAGUUGCUGAGGAACUCAUUGGGGUUGGCAGAUGAAGGAUUGACAUUAAUGUCUGAUAUGCAAAAGGGCUUGAUUGGUGCUGUUAGUGCUUUGCUUCCAAAAGCACAACAUAGAUGGUGUGCAAAACACAUAGAAGCCAAUUGGUCUAAGUCUUGGAGUGGUGUACAGAUGAAGAAGAUGUUUUGGUGGUCUGCUUGGAGUACAUAUGGAGAGAAAUUUGAAGACCAAUUAAAGUCCAUGGGUUCUGUGUCUAAAAAAGCAAUCGAAGGUCUUCUAUGGUAUCCACCACAACAUUGGUGCAGGCCUUUUUUUGACACUGUCUGCAAAAACUACUCCUGUGAUAAUAAUUUUACUGAGUCUUUCAACAAAUGGAUUUUGGAAGCAAGGGCAAAACCAAUAAUCAAGAUGCUGGAAGACAUUAGAAUUAAGGUAUUGCCGCUAUUUUAUAUAACUAUAUGAUAACAUCUAUUAAUGUUUAAUAUGAUAGUAAUAUGUAGGUGUACAUGUAUAUAUUAUAUAUGUCAUGUACAUGUUAUAUAUUUCAUUGUUAUCGAUAGGUUAUGAAAAUGUUGAAAAAACUUGAAGAAGAGGGUAAGAAGUGGACAGAAGAGUAUAGUCCAUAUUCUAUGGAUUUGUAUCAUGAUUUCAGAAUGAUUGCUCAAGGUUGUCAAGUUGUUACUAAUGGAGACUUAGGAUAUGAGGUGGUUGAGGGUAUAGAUAGACAUGUUGUGAAUCUUGCUAGAAAGAAGUGUACUUGUAGGACAUGGGAUUUGACAGGAAUACGAUGUCCUCAUGCUAUUAAAGCAUUAGAACAUGAUAAAAUAGAGCCACUGAAUGAGAUGCAUUGGUGGUAUUCUAAAGAAGCUUACUUGCUUGUAUACCAACCUAAAAUUCAACCUGUUAGAGGUGAGAAAUUCUGGAAGAUUGAUCUUUCUCAAGCUAUGCAACCACCACAAAUUCAUUAAUUGGUUGGUAGACAAAAAUUAAAGAGAGUAAGGGAAAAAGAUGAGGCAAGAAAAAGGGAAGGAUUAUGGUCGAAAAGUAGAAAAUGAUUGCAAAUAACAUGUGGAAAUUGCAGUGCUGUAGGUCAUAAUCGAAGAAGAUGUCCCCUACUUCAAGAAGGAAGACAAGUUCUCCCAGAUGAACCAAUCUUGAUGCCAACUCUUGAAUUUGUUGCAUCUUCUAGUUGACAAACUAGCCAUCAAUCAAGUGAAGAAUUCAAUGAAGCUGCUGGUCCUUCAAAAUCAAAGAGAAAAAAUGUUUCAAAGGACAAAGUUGAUGCACUACCAAAGAGGUCUAAAAACGAUGGAAAAGAAAAAGUUGUUGCACCAUUGAUUGCAAUUGUUGAUCAGGAUGAAGUUGAAGACGGUAUUGAAUCUGAGGAUGAGGAUACAGUCCUUGCACCUAGAGUGAUAUCUUAAGAAAAAACUAGACUUCAAAUGAAGAAGAUGCUACAACAACCAAUUUGUUCAAGAAUGAUUAGUUUUAAGGGUGAUGAAAAUGAUGUUGUUGUCCCUACUAAUUUACCAUACUCACCAAAAAAGCUAACUUGGAAAGGCAAAGCAUGUGUUACCUCAAGUCAGUUGAAAAAAGAUGAGGAAAAAAAGAUUGGCAAGCUUAAGACAAAGAGGGGCAAGCAUUAGAAAGUAGUUGCUUAUUAUUGAUUUAAAGUUUUUGUUUAGUAUGUAAUGGCACAAUGGAACUUCUUAAACUGCUAUUUUUGGAGGGGCAAGCAUUACAAAUUAGAUUGAUAAUGUUUUGUGGGC